CGGCUCGCACCGCCCCGUCUCCUCCCCGCCGGGGUCCUCGGCGCCGUCCUCCGCUCCGCUCCGCCCCGACGAGCCGGGCUGAGGCCGGGGCAUGGCGCCCGCCUUCGCCUGAGAGCAGCCGCCAUGGAGGAGGAGGACCCGGAGCUGGAGAGGAAGGCUGUGGAAGAGUUACUUAAAGAAGCAAAACGUGGGAGAACCAGAGCUGAAACAAUGGGCGCAAUGGGUUGGUUGAAAUGUCCUCUUGCUGGUGCAAAUAAAAGAUUUCUUAUUAAUACCAUCAAAAACACAUUACCAUCUCAAAAAGAACAAGACCAAGAACGUGAGCAAAAGGAAGUCAGUAAGGAGCCGGAGCCAACCAAAAGUAGGAAAGAAGAAAAACCAAAGAAACGCAGAAUUCAUCCAUAUACACCCAGCUUUCAGUCCAGAAGGAGAGUCAGCUACUCUCCUCCUAGGCACCGAAACAGGAACCAGCACACAAAGGAUAAGUAUGAAAAGCGAUCUAGCAAACGAUGAGGAGAGAUGGGUAUGUGCUGUUACAAGCCAAGAAUGUCAUUAGACAUCGCACUGCAGGGAUGUUAGUUUUUUUCUAGAAAGAGAUGCUGUUCAGAAUUGAUUUUUGGACUGAGUUGCUUGUGUGAGAAGUAGCUAGAGGUAGUUUUAUAAAAUGUUUCUUUGGGACCUUUAAGAGAAAAGCAAAGUGCAGCAUAAAUCUUUCAGUUGUCUGAGAACAGACAUUCCCUUCCCUUUGCUCCUUUCCUCACUCCCCUUCUGACUAAGCUUAGGGUCUUGGUAAUGGAGCGUGAUAUGUGCGUCACUGUCCAAUACAACUUGUUUAGUCAUGUCACCCUUUUGGAAAUAAAUUUAACUUAAUCAGAAGUCUAUUUAUUGUGUAAAGUUGGCAGAACUUAUUUUUGCUGCUUAACCAAUGAAGAAGUUUUGCUUAUUUGGGUUAGUUUAGUUUCACAGGAUCUGGAAGAAGGCAAGACUGGUCAAUGUGUGGCUAAGCACAUCUAUUUUGUGUAGCAUGUAAGAGUUUGGUUUGUUUAGUAUAAAAAGAACAAAUUUAAAAUGGGCAAUGCUGGUUUUACUUUUCAGGAGGAACUACCAGGAAAUACCAACCUUGCGUGUAGUAUAUUCACAAUCUUGUCAUAGAUAACAUUAAACAUAACCCCUAAAAAGCCAUAACUGCAAUAAUUGUCUCUGUUUAGACUUCCCUCUGUAAGGAACUAGUUUGAACAGUCUGUUGUCAUGGUGCUUUCAAAACAAUCCUUGAAGACAAUUAUCAUGUUUUUGUCCACUGCUAUGAAAUUUCCAAGUAAACAUGUAAUACUAGAAAUGCAGAAGAGAUAUUUAAAAACAAUCAAAUGCUCACUUCCCAAACCAAUGUGAUGAUUUUGUAGUGGUACAGUUCUUAAACUUGUGACUUUGAGCACAUAUAAUACACAUCAGCAUAUUCUGUCUUUUUUUUUUUUCUGUUUAUGUUACAAUAACAAACUUCUGUGUGAAAUAUUUUGUAUUUCGGUGUUCUCAAAAAUAACUGUUUUGAACAUAGGUUUCAGUUUUUACGUGUGUUGACAAUAAAAUCUAAAAUGUUCAUUAAAA
This is a messenger RNA of Oxyura jamaicensis (ruddy duck), 1602 nucleotides long. It is a transcript of the gene POLR1D, whose product is annotated as RNA polymerase I and III subunit D. Lineage: Eukaryota; Metazoa; Chordata; Aves; Anseriformes; Anatidae. Bases 124 to 513 code for a protein of 129 amino acids. The record is from RefSeq and is a predicted model, not a curated record. The transcript is spliced from 4 exons.